AUGAUCUACGGAGGACGUGCAGUCGCCGGGCUCGGCAUCGGGGCAUCCUCCAUGGUCGUCCCGGUCUACAUCUCCGAAACCGCCCCGCCGUCCAUCAGGGGCCGACUCGUGGGCAUCUUUGAGAUUGCCUCACAGGGCGGUGGGAUGCUUGGCUUCUGGAUCAACUACGCCUGCGACCGCACCAUCGACGUCAACGGGCAGAAACAGUGGAUCGUGCCUCUGGCGCUCCAGCUCGUCCCCGGGCUACUGCUCCUUCUCGGCGUUACGUGGUGUCCCGAGUCGCCCCGGUGGAAAGCACGUGGGGAUGACUUUGAGGCUGCAGAGCGGAUACUGACCAAGAUCCGCGGCCUUGACUCCAACCAUGCCUAUAUUCAGCAUGAGAUGGCCGAGAUCCGCGCUCAGGUCGAAGAGCGUAGUACCAACAAGCUUAGCAAGAAGGCACAGUUCACGAAGCUUUUCCAGAAGGGUGUGCGCAACCGUAUGGCUAUAGGCCUUGCGCUCAUGUUCUUGCAGUCCUUCACUGGUGUUAACAUCAUCACUUACUACGCACCUCGCAUUUUCGAAACUCUCGGCAUCACUGGCACUUCUACCAAGCUCUUCUCCACUGGUUUCUACGGAAUCGCCAAGACACUCGGCAUGUUCACGUUCACCUUCAUCGUCGUUGAACGAGUUGGCCGCCGCAAAGGCCUCGUAUGGGGUGCUGCUCUGGGCUGUAUCCCCAUGUGGUACAUCGGAGGGUACGUGAUGAAGAGCGAUCCAGCUGCUGCCGCCCUGCGGGGAGUCGUCAACCGCGAUGGUUGGGGCUAUCUUGCCAUGGUCUGCGUCUACAUCAAUGCCUUCAUCAUCUGCGCAACCUGGCAGGGUAUCACUUGGACCUACGCAUCUGAGAUCUUUCCCCUCGACAUCCGCAUGCUCUGCGUGUCUCUCACCACCGCCGACACCUGGCUCGGAUCCUUCAUCAUUGCGCGCAGCACGCCCUACAUGAUUUCAGAUCUUGGCUAUGGCGCAUACUUUUUCUUUGCGGCAAUCCUCGUUUCUAUGGGUGUUUGGGCAUUCUUCUUUGUUCCAGAGACGAAGGGUAUCUCCCUUGAAGAGAUGGAUGCUCUGUUCUUACGGCCCAUGCACAGAGCAGUAUGGGCGCAACUACGCGGAAGGCCCAUUCUAUCGGAAGAGCAAGUUGUCGCAAGAACGAAAGGGAUAGACCCCAUAAGAGAUGAAAAAGAGAUUGAUAUUGAGGGCGUUAAACAUGUGGAAAGGAGGUAG
This is a messenger RNA of Diaporthe batatas, 1263 nucleotides long. RefSeq lists its product as uncharacterized. Gene Ontology annotation, biological process: carbohydrate transport; transmembrane transport. The transcript is spliced from 2 exons. Gene Ontology annotation, cellular component: membrane. The coding region runs from base 1 to 1263 and encodes 420 amino acids. Gene Ontology annotation, molecular function: carbohydrate:proton symporter activity. The record is from RefSeq and is a predicted model, not a curated record. NCBI's taxonomy places the organism in Eukaryota, Fungi, Ascomycota, Sordariomycetes, Diaporthales, Diaporthaceae.